AUAAUCAUCAGAAUGACAUUUAUGUGAUAAAACACAAUCUUGAUGUUACACAUACUUUUACUGAUGAACAAUGAUCAGUGUCUUUUAUGAAUACCCAUUAUAACCCCCCCCCCCCCCUUUUGGGCAUCAAUUUUUUCACAACAGUAUGCACAGACCCUCAAACGGAGGGAUAUUCUUGUUUUACGGGUGAAACUGUGUUAGGGGUUUUGAAACCUAUUUUAAAAAUAUUAUUUGAGAUAUUUCACAUUAAUUUUUCAACGAGAAUAUAUUUGCAGAUAAAGGAUAUUGGAUGAAUAUAUGAAAUUUCAUUGUUAUUAUCUGUAACAUGUUGUAAUGCAUUAUUAUAGACGACAAGGUUCAGUAUAAAGGGGUACACAGUAGUUCCACAUACGUGAACUUAUUAACAGUUCACAGUUUUACUUCCUAACUUUUAGCGAUAUGCGUGAAGUCUUGAAUACUUCUAUCUGGACAAUGUUGUGUAAUUACAUAUAACAGGUAUAUUCAGUCCAACCUGAGCAUAUGCGACUGCAUACAAAUGACAAUGAAAUUCCACCUACACGUAUAAUUCUUUCAUUUAUAAACACACAGAAAAUUAAUUUAUAAGAUGUUUGUUAUUUGGACCACAAUGCAAAAUUCAGGACUUUUGAUAAUUGUUAUUCCUUUGUGUCCUCAUUAAAAUUACACGGGGUAUAGAAAUUUACAGUACAAGAGGUCCAUGGGCCACAUCGCUCACCUGAGCAACACUAGGCAGGAUAAAAUCGGCUUCGUUGAGUCACAAUACAAAAUUCAGUCUGAGGCUGCUGACAUACAUGGUAUUUCUCAACCCUCAUUCAGCAGAAUGUUUAUGGGAGUCAUUGAUGCCCUGAAUGCCAGCCUUGACAACAUCAUUUUUCCGAUGGGGCAAGAGGAAAUUCUUCGGACAAAGGAGGACUUUUUGAGGGUGGCAAACUUCCCCAACGUAGUUGGUGCCAUUGAUGGAACUCUGAUUCCAAUCAUGGGAAUGACUGGAGACGAUGAGCAUGUUUUUGUGUGCAGGAAAGGGUUUGAUGCCAUAAAUAUGCAGGGAAUCGUGACCGCUGACCUGAGAUUUACUAACAUCGUUUGCAAGUAUGGGGGUGCCACACAUGAUGCAUACAUACUUGCAAACUCGAGCAUUCCCGAGAUAAUGGACCAGCUGCCAGGUGGAGGAUGGCUUUUAGGGGACAGUGGCUACCCCCUUCGUCCAUGGCUAAUGACUCCUUUCCUCACGCCCCAAGCAGGACAACAGGAGAAGUACAAUGCCAGUCACAUCAAGACAAGAAACUGCGUUGAGAGGGCUUUUGGUGUUCUUAGUCCAGAUUUCGAUGUCUGCACAAAACAGGAGGAGCUUUGGCCUACACCCCUUCAAAAUGUGUAAGGAUCAUCGAAUGUUGCUGCCGCCUCCACAACAGGGCCAUCGAAGACCGCAUUCCAGCACCAGCAACAGGACAAGUACCC
Messenger RNA from Magallana angulata, 1476 nucleotides. RefSeq names its product putative nuclease HARBI1. The record is from RefSeq and is a predicted model, not a curated record. NCBI's taxonomy places the organism in Eukaryota, Metazoa, Mollusca, Bivalvia, Ostreida, Ostreidae. The transcript is spliced from 3 exons. Bases 716 to 1396 code for a protein of 226 amino acids.